Trichechus manatus latirostris (Florida manatee) is the source of this 618-nucleotide messenger RNA. It is a transcript of the gene CBLN3, whose product is annotated as cerebellin 3 precursor. Gene Ontology annotation, cellular component: synaptic cleft; glutamatergic synapse. Gene Ontology annotation, biological process: maintenance of synapse structure. Lineage: Eukaryota; Metazoa; Chordata; Mammalia; Sirenia; Trichechidae. Bases 1 to 618 code for a protein of 205 amino acids. The transcript has 3 exons. Gene Ontology annotation, molecular function: protein binding. The record is from RefSeq and is a predicted model, not a curated record.
AUGCUGGGAGCAAAGCAUAGCUGGCCACCAGGUUCCCCACAAAGCCCCAAGCUGCCCUUGGCCCUGAUACUUCUGGCCCUGGGGGGCGGGUGGGCCCAUGAGGUGGCGGAGACGGUGCUGCUGGAAGGCGAGUGCCUGGUGGUCUGUGACCCCGGCCAAGCCGCUGCAGGGGGGUCUGGGGGAGCCGCCCUUGGAGAGGCACCCCCGGGACGAGUGGCAUUUGCUGCAGUCCGAAGCCACCACCACGAGCCAUCAGGAGAGAUGGUCAACGGCACCAGUGGAGCCAUCUACUUUGACCAGGUCCUGGUGAAUGAGGGCAGUGGCUUUGACCGGGCCUCAGGCUCCUUCGUGGCCCCAGUCCGGGGCGUCUACAGCUUCCGCUUCCAUGUGGUAAAGGUGUACAACCGCCAGACUGUCCAGGUGAGCCUAGUGCUGAACACAUGGCCUGUCAUCUCAGCCUUCGCCAACGACCCUGACGUGACCCGGGAGGCAGCCACCAGCUCUGUGCUGCUGCCCCUAGACCCUGGGGACCGAGUGUCCCUACGCCUGCGUCGGGGGAACCUGCUGGGGGGCUGGAAGUACUCAAGCUUCUCUGGCUUCCUCAUCUUCCCACUCUGA